This is a messenger RNA of Saccostrea echinata, 1703 nucleotides long. Its product is annotated as metalloproteinase inhibitor 3-like. Bases 447 to 1076 code for a protein of 209 amino acids. The record is from RefSeq and is a predicted model, not a curated record. The transcript has 6 exons. Gene Ontology annotation, biological process: negative regulation of membrane protein ectodomain proteolysis; negative regulation of endopeptidase activity. Gene Ontology annotation, cellular component: extracellular matrix. NCBI's taxonomy places the organism in Eukaryota, Metazoa, Mollusca, Bivalvia, Ostreida, Ostreidae. Gene Ontology annotation, molecular function: metalloendopeptidase inhibitor activity; protease binding.
CUAGAAAAAAAAAUAAUGACGCUUUGACCUGACAUCGUAAAUCACGAUAGCUGAUUUGGGAGCUGUAAUUCCUCUCAAGUUUUGUUUAGAAAUCCCUGCGUUUGAAACUUGGCAAGAAAAUGGUAUACUUGGGGCUAAAAUCUCACAAAUAACUCGGUAAUAGAAUUAAAUUUAAUGUGUAUGUUUCACCUGAAGGUCUCGGCAGUUUGAUUUUUUACGAUCUUUGACGAGCGUUUCAGCUAUCCGAGGAAUGCCGUGAUGAGUCGGUCGGGUCUAUUAACUAAAAUGUAAUUACAGAUAUUUAAUACGUUAUCCCGUAGAUCGAAAGGGGACGCACUGUGGUCUUAAUGUCACGGAGAGCAAAUCCGUGGUACACAAUUUGACCCUAUUUCAAGAAAAAAACAAAAACAAUUAUUUUUAUUUAUUGGAUUUAACUUGUUAGAGGUAUGGAUUGGAGAAAGUCCGUGGUUCUGUUGGCGUUGUUUUGUGUUCUCCACAUGGAGACGACAUCAUGUUGUAAAUGCCCGGGUCCUGAACACCCGCAGUGGUUGUAUUGCAAGUCUGAUAUAGUAAUCAAAGCCUAUAUAACCAACAUCACUCGAGUGUAUUCAAAGCAGGUACCCGGACGACCGAUAGGAAAUCACAUCCAUGUCCAUAUUUACCAAAAGUUCAAGGGGGAAAGAAAGUUUAAAAAUAUCGACCAUACGAAGAUAUACACUCCACUUGGCUGCAACAUAAGACCUCGAAUAGGACGGAAGUAUAUCAUGAUGGGUGUCAUUUUUGAGAAUGAGAUGAGGAUGACAAAGUGUAAUUGGAUGAAGAUGACACAUACCCUGAGUGACAUACAACAUCUUGGACUGCGUAAACUCUAUAAAAGGAACUGUCGCUGCAUUGCUGAUAUUGGAACUGACAGUCCGUAUCAUUUAAGCCCUAGGGAUAAAGGAUUUCGUGGAUGCACAUCAAGGAAAUCCAAACUAUUUGGUGUUGAUUGUUAUGUUAAUCAUGCUGUGUGUGUUUACCGUUCAAAUAAGUGCCAAUGGAAAGGAAAAUUCCGGAAAAAGCAUCGAGGAAAGUGAUGCUGAUAUCUCUAUUGCAAAAAUGGAAAAAAAAAAAAUCUCAGGGCAGCUUGUGCAUGAAAAUAUGACGAAUAUUCGUUUUUCUUUAUUAUAAAGACCUUUUAUUCCUUACAAGGAUUGAGAGUCAGUCAUCCAGGAACAGUUUCUGUUUGAAAGUAAAGAUUUUGAUUUUUGAUGGCUGAUUUUCUUUAUGUUUAUAAAUCCAGUAAUGUGAGUUUAUGAUUUCUGUAUAUACACUGUAGAAUUUGUCACUUUUUACUAUGGACUUGUAUUUAUAUAAAACGCAGCCAAGGAAGAAAAAUCAUAUCCAUUUCUGUUGAAUAAUUACAGAAAUUCUCAUUUAGAUAUAUAAAAUUUGGUACAAAUACAAUGUACAUAUGUAUGUAGAUGUAUUAUAAUUCCCCAGAUAUACAAGAAAAACCUAAAUAGGCGUUUUCAUGUAUAUUGUAGUUUUUUUUUAAAUCAUGAAGCUUGUGUUGUGCAAUAUAAAGUAUAACUAAACAUAAUUACACAAAAUAUGCAAACAUUCUUUAAUACAGAUUUGCACACAUUUCCUGUAUAGGAAUUAUAGCAGAAAACAUUUAAUCAUUCAAUGCUGAAGUAUUAAAUAAUCAAAACUUUGUACAA